Molecule: messenger RNA, 867 nt
Organism: Macrobrachium nipponense
Lineage: Eukaryota; Metazoa; Arthropoda; Malacostraca; Decapoda; Palaemonidae
Product: WAS/WASL-interacting protein family member 1-like
Exons: 1
Coding region: 1-867 (288 amino acids)
Source: RefSeq, a predicted model, not a curated record
AUGCUUGCGCGCUCUCUCUCUAUCGUCAUAAUAUUUCAUUCUGCCCGCCGUCCCGGGACGCCUGGCAGGCCUCUGCCUGCCCAUCCCGGGACAAACCUGGUGGGCCUCGCCAGCCCGUUCGUGGGAACAGGCAGGCCCGCGGUGACCAGUCCCAAGACACCUGGGGGGCCUCACCUGCCCCUUCCCGGAACCCGUAGCGGGCCUCGCCCACCCGUCAAGGCCCGCCCACCCGUCCAGGGACGCCUGGCGAGCCUCGCCCGCCCGUCCCGGGACGCCUGGCGGGCCUCCCCCGCCCGUCCCGGGACGCCUGGCGGGCCUCCCCCGCCCGUCCCGGGACACCUGGCGGGCCUCGCCCAGCCGUUCCCAGGAACGGGCGGGCGAGGCCCGCCAGGUGUCCUGGGACACCUGGCAGGCCUCGCCCACCCGUCCAAAGAAACCUGGCAGGCCCGGCUGACCAGUCCCAAGACACCUGGGGGACCUCACCUGCCCCUUCCCGGAACCCGUAGCAGGCCUCGCCCACCCGUCAAGGCCCGCCCACCCAUCCCGGGACACCAGGCCUUCCCGUCUCGGGACACCUGGCGGGCCCUGCCGACCAAUCCCAAGACACCUGGGGGGCCUCACCUGCCACUUCCUGGGACCCGUAGCGGGCCUCGCCCACCCGUCAAGGCCUGCCCACCCAUCCCGGGACGCCUGGCGGGCCUCGCGCCACCCGUCAAGGCCCGCCCACCCAUCCCGGACACCAGGCCUUCCCGUCUCGGGGACACCUGGCGGGCCUCGCCCGCUUGUCCUGGGACACCUGGCGAGCCCUGCCGACUAAGUCCCAAGACACAUGUGGGGCCUCACCUGCCUACUUCUUGGGAUCCGUAG